UUUAUUCAAAAUUGGAAAUUAUUAAAAAAAAAAGAAAUAUUAUCAAAAAGGAAGAAAAUCUUCUUCCCUAUUUCAUAGUGUUCAACGCGUUUUUUGCAGAAUUUUUGCUAGCAAAUUUAGGGCAGAACAUAAAAUUUGCCGAAGAAAGAGGAAGAAAAUAAAUUUCAAAUUUCAAGCUUCAAUCAAAAAAUCUUAAAAAUCAAAAUUUCAAUAGAUUUUCUUGUUCUAAGCCCUAAUUUUUUCAACAAUUUCGAUCUACAUUUCUGCAUUUUGUACUGUAAUAUUUGAAGUUUGAUUUGAUUACAUUUUUUUUGAGAUUUUUUUUGGUGUUGAAUUUGAGCUGGGAGCUAGAUCGAUUAGCAUCGUUGGAUUAAUUGGAUCUAACGGCGAGGAAUGAUCCGAGUCGUCGGAUGAGAAACGGCGUCGUCGGAUGUUCCAGAAGAAAACGAUGAAAUGGACAACAUUGCUUAAGGACUUGAGAGAGAAGGUUGGAUUAACUCAGCAGCAGCAGCAGCAGCAAUCUUUUCCGUCUCCUUCGCCGUCGUCUUCGUCGUCGUCGUUUCCGUCUUCUUCUCUCACAUCUUCAGCUGAUAAUCACAAUGCUGCAUCUCUUUCUUCAUCAGAUUAUCAUCACGCCUACUUGUCCAAUUCAAGGGACAGACAUGAGCUCGAGAGUGACUUCAAGAGAUUAUGGGAAGAGUUUCGCUCUUCAAGUUCGGAGAAGGAAAAGGAAACGGCCUUGAACAUGGCUGUCGAUGCAUUCUGUAAAUUAGCAAAGCAGCUUGCCGAUGUAGCACAGUUAGUUACUAUGUUAGUUGAAACACAUAUCUUCUCUUUCGUGGUAGGAAGGGCUUUUGUUACAGAUAUUGAGAAACUAAAAAUUAGCAACAAAGCGAGAUCAUUAGUUGUAGAGGAAGUAUUACGUUUUUUUGCAGAGGUUACAAAGGAUGGCAUAUGCCCUGGCGCAAAUCUUCUAAGUGCAAUUGAACUUCUUAUAUCUGGGCCGAUUGAUAAGCAGUCUCUCCUUGAUUCUGGAAUUCUUUGCUGUCUUAUUCAUAUUUUAAAUGCUCUCCUGGGAUCCAGUGGAGGAAAUAUUGGUCAAAGGAAUUCUGAUCAUGAUAAACAAUUAGUUAGCGACCAUGUAGAUGCUGGUGGUCUUCGUACUCGUCAGCUGGAGGUUGAAGGAAGUGUUGUGCACAUCAUGAAGGCAUUAGCGAGCCACCCUUGUGCGGCUCAAAGUUUGAUUGAGGAUGAUUCACUGCAGUUACUUUUUCAAAUGGUUGUCAAUGGUUCAUUGGCUGUUUUUAUGCAAUAUAGAGAUGGUCUUGUUCCCUUGCAUUCCAUUCAGCUACACAGGCAUGCAAUGCAGAUUCUAAAUCUGCUUUUAGUGAAUGACAACGGAAGUACGGCCAAAUAUAUUCGAAAACAUCACCUGAUAAGAGCUCUUCUAAUGGCCAUUAAGGAUUUCAAUCCUCGUUUUGGAGAUCCUUCUUACACAAUAGGCAUCGUGGAUUUGUUGCUGGAAUGCAUUGAGCUUUCCCAUAGGCCUGAGGCUGGAGGUGUAAAACUUAGGGAGGAUAUACAUAAUGCUCAUGGGUAUCACUUCCUAGUUCAGUUUGCUUUAACACUGGCUUCCAUGCCUCCAAACCAGUCUUCUUCUGAUAGUUCAGCUGUGGAUGCCUCUCUUGCAACUGUCAAUUCAAGAAAACAGGAAGUUAAUGACAGCGGAGAUGGAAGAAUCUCAAAUCUUUCGCCUGCACUUUCUAGGUUGCUGGAUGUUCUUGUUAAUUUAGCUCAGACAGGUCCAUCAGAACCACCUGCAGCUAGAAGUUCUAAAGCAUCCCAUGCCAAAGGUGGUGGUCAUGGCCGGAGUCGUACACCGUCAUUGGACUUAAUUACUGAUGAAAUUUGGGAGAAAGGAAAUGCUAAAGUAAAAGACCUCGAAGCAGUGCAGAUGCUGCAGGAUAUAUUUCUUAAGGCUGGCUGCACAGAGUUGCAGGCAGAAGUGUUAAAUCGGAUGUUUAAGAUAUUUUCUAGUCAUAUUGAGAACUAUCAAAUGUGUCAGCAGUUGCGGACUGUGCCACUUUUCAUCCUGAAUAUGUCUGGCUUCCCACCUGCUUUGCAAGACAUUAUAUUAAAGAUACUUGAAUAUGCUGUCACUGUUGUGAAUUGUAUUCCUGAGCAGGAGUUGUUGUCACUUUGCUGUCUACUACAGCAACCAAUUACAUCUGAUUUGAAGCAAACAAUUCUUUCUUUCUUUGUCAAGCUGCUGUCUUUUGAUCAGCAGUAUAAGAAAGUGCUGCGAGAAGUUGGUGUACUUGAAGUUUUGUUAGACGAUUUGAAGCACAACAAGCUUCAGUCAGGACCUGACCAGCAAAAUGGUGAAAUAAACCCCGUGGAGAAGAAAUCCAGCCAAAGUGGCUUCCAGAAACAUUUGGACAGUAAAGAUGCUAUUAUCACAUCACCUAAACUCAUGGACUCUGGUUCAGGAAAGUUCCUUCUAUUUGAAGUUGAGGUUACUAUCUCUAUUGCUUGGGAUUGUAUGGUUUCUUUGCUGAAGAAGGCAGAGGCUAAUCAAUCCUCUUUCCGAUCGGCCAAUGGUGUUGCUGUUGUUCUUCCUCUUUUAGUUUCUGAUGUUCAUCGUUCUGGGGUGCUUCGAUCAUUGUCAUGCUUGAUUAUGGAGGAUGUAACUCAGGCUCAUGCUGAAGAAUUGGGAGUGCUGCUUGAGGUUAUGAAAAGUGGAAUGGUUACUAGUGUUUCAGGAUCUCAAUACAAGCUGCAUGAUGAUGCCAAGUGUGACAUUUUUGGAGCCCUUUGGCGCAUCUUAGGUGUUAAUAAUUCAGCUCAAAGAGUGUUUGGUGAAGCAACUGGGUUCUCUUUGCUAUUGACUACUUUACAUAGUUUCCAGAGUGAUGAAGAGCAGACAGACCAGUCUCAAUUAGUUGUUUUUGUUAAGGUUCUGACAUACUUACUGCGUGUUGUGACUGUAGCAGUUUGUGACAAUCCUAUUAAUAGAACAAAGUUGCACUUAAUAGUAUCAUCACAUACAUUCUAUGAUCUCUUAUGUGAGUCAGGAUUGCUGUGUGUGGAUUUUGAGAGGCAAGUUGUACAUUUGUUAAUGGAGCUUGCUCUUGAAAUAGUUAUUUCCCCUUUUUUGCCUUAUGGAGGUGAUACUUCUUCUGGUGAGGUUGAAUCAUCCAUUUUUGUUUUGACUACUCCCUCUGGUGAUGUCAAUCCUGCAAUGGAGAGGGUGUAUAAUGCUGGUGCUGUCCGAGUAAUUUUGCGGUCCUUGCUGCUAUUUACUCCUAAGUUUCAAUUAGAGGUUCUGGAGCUUAUUGAAAAGCUUGCUCGUGCUGGACCUUUUAAUCAGGAAAACCUUACAUCUGUUGGCUGUGUGGAACUUCUUUUGGAGAUGAUUCACCCCUUCCUUCAAGGCUCAUCACCCUUACUUGUACAUGCUUUGAGGAUUGUUGAAGUUCUGGGUGCAUAUAGGCUGUCUACAUCAGAACUUCGAUUACUUGUCCGAUAUGUUCUUCAGUUGAGGAAUAAGAAUUCAGGUGAUGGUCUUGUUAGCAUGAUGGAAAGAUUAAUAAUCAUGGAGGACAUGGCUUCAGAAAGUGUUUCUUUGGCUCCCUUUGUUGAGAUGGACAUGAGCAAAGUGGGUCAUGCUUGUAUACAAGUCUCUCUCGGGGAAAGAUCAUGGCCUCCGGUGGCCGGUUAUUCCUUUGUUUGCUGGUUUCAGUUUAAGAAUUUCUUAAAGUCAUCGGCUAAGGAUACUGAAUCCAAAAUUGGACCUAGGAAGCUAAAUUCUUCUGGACAGCAGCAACAGGUUUUGAGAUUGUUUUCUGUUGGAACUGUAGAUAGCGGAAAUACAUUUUACGCAGAACUAUAUCUCCAAGAGGAUGGAGUUCUUACUCUUGCAACAAGCAAUUCAUCCUCACUAUCAUUUUCUGGUUCAGACUUGGAGGAAGGUCGGUGGCAUCAUCUUGCUGUGGUUCAUAGCAAACCAAAUGCUUUGGCUGGUUUGUUCCAAGCAAGUAUUGCCUAUGUAUAUCUAAAUGGGAAACUGAGAUACACGGGAAAACUUGGAUAUUCUCCAUCUCCGGUUGGAAAAACUUUGCAGAUAACAAUAGGUACACCAGCCACUCAUGCAAGAGUUAGUGAACUUCAGUGGAAGCUACGAAGUUGCUAUCUUUUUGAAGAAGUGCUUACCUCUGGUUGUAUAUGUUUCAUGUAUAUUCUUGGUAGAGGUUAUAGAGGCCUUUUUCAAGAUACAGACCUUUUGCAGUUUGUUCCCAAUCAAGCUUGUGGCGGGGAUAGCAUGGCCAUACUAGAUUCAUUGGAGGCUGAUGUGAAUACUGUGGCUGCAACACAAAAGCCUGACAAUUCUGUUAAGCCUGGCAUCUCAAGGGCAGAUGGAAGCGGGAUUGUUUGGGACUUGGAACGUCUUGGAAACCUAUCCUUUCAGCUAUCUGGGAAGAAAUUAAUUUUUGCAUUCGACGGGACAUCUACAGAACCUCUUCGAGCAUCUGGGACUCUAUCACUGCUUAAUCUUGUUGAUCCUACAUCAGCUGCUGCUUCUCCAAUAGGGGGUAUUCCACGUUUUGGACGUCUUCAAGGUGACAUCUAUGUCUGUAAGCCUUGUGUCAUUGGUGAUAUCAUCCACCCAAUUGGGGGAAUGGUUUCAGUCCUUGCUCUGGUUGAGGCUGCUGAAAGCAGGGAUAUGUUACACAUGGCAUUGACUCUUCUUUCGUGUGCUCUGCAUCAAAAUCCACAAAACGUGAGAGAAAUGCAAGUGCCGGGGUAUCAUUUACUGUCCCUGUUUCUGUACCGGAGAAUGUCACUGUUUGACAUGCACUGUCUUGAGAUUUUUUUCAAAAUUGCUGCUUGUGAGGCUUCAUUCUCUGAACCAAAGAAGGUGGGGGGUUCUCAUUUUAGCUUAUCUCCUGUAACAAGUGCUCCUGAGGCCAGCUUUGAGGAGCUCAAUUUGUCCAAGUUCCGGGAUGAGUUUUCUUCACUAGGAUCUCAUGGGGACAUGGAUGAUUUCUCUGCGCAGAAAGAUGCAUUUAAUCAUAUAUCAGAGCUCGAGACAGCUGACAUGCCUGCUGAGAAUUCAAAUUGUAUUGUCCUUUCUAAUGCUGAUAUGGUUGAGCAUGUGUUGUUGGACUGGACACUUUGGGUGACUGCACAAGUUUCUAUCCAGAUUGCACUGCUGAACUUUCUUGAGCAUCUGGUAUCCAUCCAUUGGUACAGAUAUCAUAAUCUUACUGUUCUUCGACGACUCAAUCUUGUGCAGCAUUUGCUGGUUACUCUACAGAGAGGUGAUGUUGAGGUGCCUGUUUUAGAAAAAUUAGUUGUGUUGCUUGGAGUCAUUCUGGAAGAUGGGUUUCUUGCUUCUGAACUAGAAAAUGUGGUAAGGUUUGUGAUUAUGACGUUUGAUCCUCCUCAGCUGACUAGUCGCCCAGUGGUUGUACGGGAGCCAAUGGGGAAGCAUGUCAUUGUGCGUAAUAUGUUGUUGGAAAUGCUCAUAGAUCUACAAGUGACCAUAAAAUCUGAAGAGUUGCUUGAGCAGUGGCAUAGAGUGGUAUCGUCUAGGAUAAUUACAUAUUUCCUUGACGAGGCUGUUCAUCCAUCGAGUAUGCGUUGGAUUAUGACACUUCUUGGUGUUUGUCUGACAUCUUCCCCGACAUUUGCUCUUAAAUUCAAGACAAGUGGAGGCUAUCCAGGACUAACACGUGUGCUUCCGAGUUUCUAUGAUUCACCAGACAUAUAUUAUAUUCUCUUCUGCUUGAUGUUUGGCAAGCCGGUUUACCCCAGAUUACCAGAAGUUCGUAUGCUGGACUUUCACGCUUUGGUGCCUAGUGAUGGGGAUCAUAGCGAGUUAAAAUUUGUUGAAUUACUGGAAUCUGUUAUUGCUAUGGAAAAAUCUACAUUCGAUCGGUUAAGUAAGCAAUCAAUGCUUGCUCACCAAACCGGUAGUUUUUCACAGAUUGGUCCUAGUCUUGUUGCUGAAUUAGCGGAGGAAAAUUCUGAUAUGAUUGGGGAACUUCAGGGUGAAGCUUUAAUGCAUAAGACAUAUGCCGCACGCUUGAUGGGUGGGGAAGCUUCAGCCCCUGCUGCUGCAACUUCAAUCUUAAGGUUUAUGGUUGAUUUGGCAAAAAUGUGUCCUUCGUUUGCUAGUGUUUGCAGGCGAACAGAAUUUCUUGAAAACUGUGUUGAGCUAUAUUUUUCCUGUGUGAGGGCUUCUUAUGCAGUUAAGCUUGCAAGAGAACUUUCUGUUAAAACAGAGGAGAAGAAUGCCAAUGAUUUUGAAGAUUCCAAUAGCUCUCAGAAUACAUUCUCUAGUUUGCCCCAGGAUCAAGAUCUGUCUGGAAAGACAUCGAUAAGUGGUGGAAGCUUCCCUCAAGGACAGGUCAGCACAAGCUCGGAAGAUAUACCUCUUCCAAUGAAUGGCAAAACUGUCGUACAUGAUGAUUUUAGUGUAUUAUUAAAUGAGCCCAAAGUAAAAUUAGUGACUCAAGAUCAACCCCCAGCUGUUCAGAACCUAGAUGACGAAGCCAUUGACAAGUCAUCCAUGACCCCCUCCAGUAUCAUUGAUGUCAAUGUCCAGAACAUAAGAACCACGCUGAAUACGAAUAUCCAUACAGAUUCUCAGAGCUCCACAUCUUUUGCAAUGCCUAAUUCUCCUAUACUAUCUGAGAAAUCUGGCUCCAAGUUGGGACCAACAUCUGGUGGGUUCCCUGGUGUUGCACUCGCUUCUGAACCUCAUGUUACUGUGAAUGCAUCCCUGGUUUCUUCAAACUCGAUGGGUGAAAGUGAUUCAAUUAAAUUCAGUCCUCGUGGACCAUCUGCUGAAAGCUCAUUUUUUUUAAUAAGUUCAAAGCUCCUGCUUGAAAUUGAUGAUUCUGGAUAUGGUGGGGGACCGUGCGCUGCAGGUGCUACUGCUAUAUUGGAUUGUUUGGCUGAGGUUCUUUCUGAAGUUCUGACCGACCAGCUAAAAGCCGUGCCCAUGGUGGAACGGAUUCUGGAGAAUGUUCCGUUAUAUGCUGACUCUGAAGCUGUGUUAGUUUUUCAGGGUCUUUGCCUUAGUAGAGUUAUGAACUUUCUGGAAAGACGUCUUCUGCGUGAUGAUGAAGAGAAUUCUAAAAAAUUGGAUAAGAAUCGCUGGUCAUCAAAUUUAGAUGUAUUAUGUGGCAUGAUAGUUGAUCGUGUCUACAUGGGUGCUUUUCCGAGACCUACUGGGGUUUUGAGAACGUUGGAAUUCUUGCUUUCGAUGCUGCAACUGGCUAACAAAGACGGCCGAAUUGAAGAAGCAUAUUCUGCUGCAAAAGGCUUAUUGUCUAUUGGUAGAGGAAGUAGGCAACUUGAUCCAUACAUCACUGCAAUCCUUAAAAACACAAAUAGGAUGAUAUUGUAUUGCUUUCUUCCGUCAUUUUUGGUUACCAUCGGGGAAGAUGAACUUCUUUCUUCCUUAGGAAUAUCAAACUUGAAUAAGAUGAAACAAAUAUCAACCUCCAAUCAAGAUGGAACUGGGAUUGAUAUUUGCACUGUCUUGCAACUGUUGGAUGCGCAUAUACGAAUUGUCUUCUGCCCAAGUAAUGUAGAUGCGGAACUGAACUCGUGUCUGUGUGUUAACUUGAUAUCUCUUCUUCAUGACCAAAGACCAAAUGUUAAGAAUUUGGCAAUAGAUAUCCUUAAGUAUCUAUUAGUUCAUCGUAGAGGUUCUUUUGAAGACUUGCUUGUAUCAAAGUCGAAUCGUCUGGAUGUAUUGCGUGGAGGCUUUGAUAAACUCUUGACUGGGAGCUUAUCAAGUUUUUUUGAGUGGCUUCAAAGCUCUCAACACACUGUCAACAAAGUUUUGGAGCAGGGUGCUGGGCUUAUGUGGGUGCAGUCUAUUGCAGGAUCUUCAAAGUUUCCUGGAAUAAGAAUCAAAUCAAUGGAGAGUCAUCGUGGUAAUGAUUUGAUCAAGAAAUCAAAGGAGUUGGCAAGAUCAGACGUAAAGCACUGGGAGCAAAUAACAGAACGUAGAUAUGCACUUGAACUAGUUCGAGAUGCCAUGUCAACAGAAUUGCGUGUUGUGCGUCAAGAUAAGUAUGGAUGGGUCCUCCAUGCUGAGAGUGAGUGGCAAACUCAUCUUCAGCAACUUGUGCAUGAGCGAGGCAUAUUUCCAACACGUAAGACUCCUGAGUCAGGUGAGCCCGAGUGGCAGCUUUGCCCCAUUGAAGGUCCAUACCGAAUGCGGAAAAAGCUUGAGCGUUGCAAACUAAAAGUUGAUACCAUUCAGAAUGUGUUAGAUUGGCAAUUUGACUUUGGAAAGGCAGACUUGUCUAAAGAGAGACCUGAGAAUGCUCUUGAUGCUUCUGACUCUGGUUCAGGCUCUUUCUCUCAACUCUUAGCGGAUGGUUCCCAGCAAUUGAGUUUAGAGGGUGAGCUAUAUGAUGAGUUAUCUGUUAAAGAUUCUGAUGAUGUUAGAGAAGUUUCUUCUGCCAGAGCAGCAUUGGUUGAUGAUCGUGCCAGCAGUGUCAAUGAAGCAAGUCUUCAUUCUGCAGUUGAGUUUGGUACAAGGUCUAGUGCAGUAUCUGGUCCUGUUUCUGACAGCAUACAAGGCCGAUCGGAGUUGGAAUCUGCCGGAGUGUCUUCUUCAAUGAGAACUGAUGAUGUUAGACUUUCAGAGGAAAAAUCAGAUAAAGAGUUAUUGGACAAUGGGGAGUAUCUCAUUAGACCUUACUUGGAACCCCUUGAGAAGAUACGGUUCAGAUAUAAUUGUGAGAGAGUUGUUGGUCUUGACAAACACGAUGGUAUCUUUCUGAUCGGAGAACUCUGCUUGUAUGUCAUUGAGAACUUUUAUAUCGAUGGAUCUGGGUGCAUAUGUGAGAAAGACUCUGAAGAUGAACUGUCUAUUAUAGAUCAGGCGUUAGGAGUGAAGAAGGAUACAACGUUUAUGGAUUUUCAGUCCAAAUCGACAUCUUCAUGGGCUGCUGCUGCCAAAACCUGUACAGGGGGAAGGGCCUGGGCUUACAAUGGAGGUGCUUGGGGAAAGGAGAAAGUCUGUGCUAGUGGUACUUUGCCACAUCCCUGGCGUAUGUGGAAGCUUAAUAGUGUACAUGAAAUAUUGAAGCGUGAUUACCAGCUGCGUCCAGUUGCCAUUGAAAUAUUUAGCAUGGAUGGUUGUAAUGACCUACUGGUUUUCCACAAGAAGGAGAGGGAAGAGGUUUUCAAAAAUUUGGUUGCCAUGAAUCUACCAAGAAAUAGCAUGUUGGACACAACUAUUUCGGGAGCAACCAAACAAGAAAGCAACGAGGGUAGCCGUCUUUUCAAGCUUAUGGCUAAAUCCUUUUCUAAGAGAUGGCAAAAUGGAGAAAUUAGCAAUUUUCAAUAUCUCAUGCACCUGAAUACUUUGGCAGGACGUGGAUAUAGUGAUCUUACUCAGUAUCCCGUCUUUCCAUGGGUCCUUGCUGAUUAUGAGAGUGAAGAUCUAGAUUUAACAAAUCCCAGCACGUUUCGCAAACUUGACAAACCUAUGGGCUGUCAAAGUUCUGAAGGGGAAGAGGAGUUUAGAAAGAGGUAUGAGAGCUGGGAUGAUCCUGAGGUUCCAAAAUUUCAUUAUGGCUCCCAUUAUUCUAGUGCUGGAAUUGUUCUCUUCUAUCUUGUACGCUUGCCUCCGUUUAGUGCUGAAAAUCAAAAGCUCCAAGGUGGGCAGUUUGAUCAUGCUGAUCGUCUAUUUAAUAGUAUCCGGGACACAUGGGGUAGUGCUGCUGGGAAAGGAAAUACAUCUGAUGUGAAGGAGUUGAUACCAGAAUUCUUCUAUAUGCCUGAGUUCAUUGAGAAUAGAUUCAAUCUUGACCUAGGGGAGAAACAGUCUGGGGAAAAGGUUGGAGAUGUCGUUCUACCUCCAUGGGCAAAAGGCAGUGCCAGGGAAUUCAUCAGAAGGCAUAGGGAAGCACUUGAAUGUGAUUAUGUUUCUGAAAAUCUACAUCACUGGAUCGACUUGAUAUUUGGGCACAAGCAAAGGGGCAAGGCUGCUGAAGACGCUGCAAAUGUUUUCUAUCAUUACACAUACGAAGGGAGUGUGGACAUAGAUUCUGUUACAGACCCUUCUAUGAAAGCUUCUAUUCUCGCACAAAUCAAUCACUUUGGACAGACUCCUAAACAACUAUUCCAAAAACCCCAUGUGAAGAGGAAGGUUGACAGAAAGCCGCCUCACCCUCUAAAAUACUCUAUCAAUCUUGUUCCUCAUGAUGUACGAAAGACCUCAUCUUCCAUUUCUCAGAUUGUCACCAUUAAUGACAAAAUUCUAGUAGCUGGAGCAAAUCAUGUGCUUAAACCCCAAACAUAUGCAAAGUAUGUAGCUUGGGGUUUUCCUGACCGUAGCCUGAGAUUUAUGAGCUACGAUCAAGAUAAACUCCUAUCAACACAUGAGAAUCUUCAUGGAGGAAGCCAAAUUCAGUGUGUAAGUGUCACCCAUGAUGGUCAGACUGUGGUUACUGGGGCUGAUGAUGGAUUGGUUUCAGUUUGGAGAAUUCAAAAGGACAGCCCUCGCCGAGUACGGCGCUUGCAAUUGGAGAAGGCACUCUGUGCUCACUCAGCCAAGGUGUCAUGCCUUUAUGUGAGCCAACCUUACAUGUUGGUUGUCAGUGGUUCAGAUGAUUUUACUGUUAUUCUGUGGGACCUGAGCUCAUUAGCUUUUGUAAGGCAACUCCCGGAGUUCCCAUCACCUGUCUCAGCAGUUUAUGUCAAUGACUUAACAGGUGAUAUCAUAACUGCAGCUGGGGUUUUGCUUGCUAUCUGGAGCGUCAAUGGUGAUUGCCUUGCAGUGAUCAAUACCUCUCAGCUUCCGUCUGAUUAUAUUUUGUCAGUGGCAAGCUCAAUGUCGUCUGAUUGGCAGGACAUCAACUGGUAUGUAACAGGCCAUCAGAGUGGGGCUGUCAAGGUGUGGAAAAUGGUUCACAAUACCGACAAGGAAAGUGCCCAGAUCAAGCCGACUGCCAAUGGGACAGCUGGCUUGGCUCUUGCAAAAGCACCAGAAUACAGAUUGAUUCUUCACAAGGUACUCAAGUCUCAUAAGCAUCCUGUUACUGCACUUCAUCUGACAACUGAUCUGAAGCAAUUAUUGAGUGGUGACUCUGCUGGACAUCUGCUAUCAUGGACAUUGCCAGGAGAUAGCUUGAAGGGUUCAUCUAGUCACGGUUGAUGAUGAAUUAUAGAUAUUGGUAUACUUGACUGUUUUGCAGCCCUUAGUAAGGUCUUGAGGCUACAAUUGGUUUGCCAAUAGAACCUUGCUAAGGUUUUAAUGGGCCUAUCCGCAAGGUAGGACCGAAGAAGCAUGACAACAGGGCUCUCGUGGGCUGUAAUUGUAAAAGUGCGGUAUUCGCACGAGGUUUUGGUAAUUGAGUGCAUGUCAUUGAGACUGCUGACAUAGUUGGGACAUAAAGUGGAUGUGCUUGAUGCUCAAGGGACAUGGUGGAGGGCGGUCUUCAGGUUUGAGGGAUAUUGUCACUUAUAUACUAAAUGUUGGAUGUAAAUAGAUUAAUUAGGGGCUGUGUGUAAUCAAUUGUAUAGUGUUUUUGUUUCCCUUUCUUCCCUGUUUUUGAGGGUUAGAAGGGACGAAGCGGCGGAUCAGUUAACAUGAUUCGUGAGUUUGAUUAUGGAAAGUUAUAUUUGCCAGCAUCAUUCUCUUUGGAUCUUCAUUUUUUUUUUUUUUUUUUUUUUUCACACUCAAAAUGUCUUUGAGGCUUCUUAGACUUGUAGGUCUUUGUACACUGCUGUAAAACACUGAAUUUACAGAAAUUUCAGCUUCGAAAAUUUAGUAGAAUUUUACAUUA
This is a messenger RNA of Chenopodium quinoa (quinoa), 11822 nucleotides long. RefSeq names its product protein SPIRRIG-like. The record is from RefSeq and is a predicted model, not a curated record. Gene Ontology annotation, molecular function: protein binding. NCBI's taxonomy places the organism in Eukaryota, Viridiplantae, Streptophyta, Magnoliopsida, Caryophyllales, Amaranthaceae.